AUGUCCUACUUCGGGUUCCCCUUCCCAGAAGAGACCCAAUCCUUCAGCUCUCACGCCCAAGUGCUGGACUACCUCUGCUCCUACGCGGACGAACACGACCUGCAUCCCCUCAUCAGCCUCGGAUGCUCCGUCGAAUCCGUCCGCCUAGCUAGUCUUCCCUCCGUCGGGGAUUCCUCGCACACAUUUGGCAGCGUUGACGGCAGUCUGAGUAGCAGCGAAGACUCAUCUUUGGGGGAGGGAGCGGUGACGGGGACCGACACUGCUGCUGCUGCAGGCCGGCACGGGGGCGGAAUCGACCAAGGGCAAUCGAAGGCGGAGGUGGAGAGCACAACGCUCGGGAGGUGGGAGGUGGUGUACCGGCGAAGAAGCGCUCCCGCUGCGGCUGCCGUUGCUGAUGAUGAUGACCAGGUCGUGGCGGAGGUGUUCGACGCCGUUUGCGUUUGCAGCGGGCACUUCGACGAGACGUACACACCGACGGUUGCGGGGCUGGACGAGUUCCAGGGGACGGUCAUGCACGCCAGGGAGUACGACAUACCGGGCGUUGAGGCGUUCGUGGGGAAGAGGGUGCUGUGCGUCGGGGCUAGGUCUAGCGGGACGGACAUCGCGCGCGAGAUCUCCUCCGUCGCGCACGCGGUCCACGUGUGCGACAGGAGCAACCCUGUCAACUCCAAGGGCGGAGAAAGAGGCAACGUUUGGUGGCGGACGGCGCUGGAGAAGUUCGAGGGCGCCAACGGAGUGCGGUUCAAGAAUGGAGAGCUCCUUGAGGUAGACACUGUGGUGUGGUGCACCGGCUACAACUACGCUUUCCCGUUCUUGGAAGGCUCCGGGCUGCUCACCGCGCCGGCGUCGAAGCGCGUUCACCCUGUGUUCGAGCACCUCUUCCACGUGUACCACCCGUCCCUGUCAUUCGUCGGCCUCCCUCAGAGGGUGUAA
Ectocarpus siliculosus is the source of this 933-nucleotide messenger RNA. Lineage: Eukaryota; Phaeophyceae; Ectocarpales; Ectocarpaceae. The record is from the annotation of a GenBank genome assembly.